UUAAACUUAAGUGAAACACAGCUCCUUCCAAAUGAAACACGAGCUUCUUCACUCCGUAGCACGAGCUACUUUUCUCUCCGUGGCUGCUACUUCUGCUUCUUCCGCCGCUGCCACUGCCGCCGUUGCAUCGCCCAAUCUCUCUCUGUCAUCCCUUGCGUCGCACGAGAUCCCUCCGUCGCCGCUCUCGUCGCAUCUACUCCCAUCGUCGCAGAGCUCUCUCUGCCGCUGCUCUCAUCGCAUCUGCUCCCUCUGGCGUCUCUUCCAUCUAAUCUCAACUCGCUCUCUCAGUUCUUCUCGUAACCAUCUCAAAUUUCAGGUUUUCUCUGAAGAAAGGUGGAAGGGAUGGCUUUGGUAAUUGGCAUCACAAGCACACGAGAUUCUGAAAGCCUUUUAAGGUGUCCCUCUUUCACAACUCAUUCACCUCUUUUUUGUCCCUCCAAUAUUCUUAAAUUAUCAGCCAAAUUAUAUGGAUUCUUCUAUU
This is a messenger RNA of Arachis duranensis, 481 nucleotides long. RefSeq lists its product as uncharacterized. The record is from RefSeq and is a predicted model, not a curated record. Bases 32 to 355 code for a protein of 107 amino acids. NCBI's taxonomy places the organism in Eukaryota, Viridiplantae, Streptophyta, Magnoliopsida, Fabales, Fabaceae. The transcript has 2 exons.